UUUUGGCUAUUAAUGUAAGAUUGUAUUAAUAGAAUAUGGAGACUCAUACUCCUAGUUCUUAUAUUGCCAAUAUAACACGGAAGCCGGUAAUAGUAAAGCUUAAUAAUGGGACGCGAUUUCGUGGAUUAUUGUCUAGCUUGGAUGACAGGAUGAACUUGGCUAUGGAAAAUACUAAGGAAUAUUGUGACGGAGAGCUGGUUAAAGCGUAUGGAGACUCGUUCAUACGAGGCAACAAUGUCUAGAUACUGAAGUUCAAUGAUUCAGAAUCUUCUUUUGUGACCCUGAACGGGUUUUAGGCUUACCCACUGGUGCUAUGGUGGUUAGCGAAAGAAAAUGGUCACUACACUAAUGAAAUGAUGCUCCACGUUUUAUACAC
Messenger RNA from Babesia bovis T2Bo, 376 nucleotides. RefSeq names its product LSM domain family protein. The coding region runs from base 36 to 242 and encodes 68 amino acids. Lineage: Eukaryota; Apicomplexa; Aconoidasida; Piroplasmida; Babesiidae. Gene Ontology annotation, molecular function: RNA binding. The record is from RefSeq and is a predicted model, not a curated record. Gene Ontology annotation, biological process: mRNA splicing, via spliceosome; maturation of SSU-rRNA. Gene Ontology annotation, cellular component: U6 snRNP; P-body; U4/U6 x U5 tri-snRNP complex. The transcript is spliced from 3 exons.